This is a messenger RNA of Penicillium griseofulvum, 594 nucleotides long. RefSeq names its product haloacid dehalogenase, type II. NCBI's taxonomy places the organism in Eukaryota, Fungi, Ascomycota, Eurotiomycetes, Eurotiales, Aspergillaceae. The transcript has 2 exons. The record is from RefSeq and is a predicted model, not a curated record. Bases 1 to 594 code for a protein of 197 amino acids.
AUGACAGUCAAGACAGUUGUCGCUUUUGACUUGUAUGAAGGCCGCUAUGAAGACUUCUCAACCAUCACACGUAACUGUCUAUUACACGCGCUGGCCGAGAACAACGAGCAGCUGAGCGACAACAACAUCGAACACUUGAUGCAAGCUUACGACAGUCUCUCGACGUUUUCUGACGUGAAGCCAGCUCUGACCCAGAUAGCUGCAGACCCCAACAUCCAAGCUGUGAUAUUCUCCAACGGGACGAAAACUAUGGUGUCCAACUCGGUGUUGCGGUCCAAGGACCUUUCGCCGCACGCGAGCAUCUUCCAAGAUAUCGUCACCGUAGACGAAGUCAAGCAAUAUAAGCCAUCAAAGGCAAGCUACGAGCACCUAGCGAAGCAGACAGGCCAAAACCCAUCGGAUAUGAGCAAACUUUGGCUUAUUAGCGGCAACCCUUUCGACAUUGUCGGGGCGCGCGCUACAGGCAUGCAAGCUAUAUGGGUUGAUCGCAUUGGUACGGGAUGGAAGGAUGCCGUGGCUCCAGAUCUACAGCCAACGGUCAUUGUACACAGUCUGGAGCAGAUUGUGAACGAAAUUCAUAGACAUCCGGUUUAA